This is a messenger RNA of Pygocentrus nattereri (red-bellied piranha), 2707 nucleotides long. It is a transcript of the gene coq10a, whose product is annotated as coenzyme Q-binding protein COQ10 homolog A, mitochondrial. The transcript has 5 exons. Gene Ontology annotation, biological process: cellular respiration; ubiquinone biosynthetic process. Gene Ontology annotation, molecular function: ubiquinone binding. The record is from RefSeq and is a predicted model, not a curated record. Lineage: Eukaryota; Metazoa; Chordata; Actinopteri; Characiformes; Serrasalmidae. Gene Ontology annotation, cellular component: mitochondrion. The coding region runs from base 328 to 1074 and encodes 248 amino acids.
AAUUCUUCCUCCUGUUCACUUGGUGGCAGCCUAGACUGUGGUGACACAUAAAGAGAGAACGAGCCGGAGCUGAGAUCACUAUAAAUUUACGUUUCCAGGUUUAGACAUUUACUCGACAGGCUGCCGAGAAGGAUAGAAGCGGAUAGUCACAUUAUUUGCUGGUUAAACCGGUCUCUGUAUAUCGGUAUUCUCGUACGUGGAUAUAGCUUGGCUGUCGUCUAGCGCUGUAGAUAGGCUGGCUGGGUGACUUCUUCACUGUGAGAACAUCGUUGUAUGAGUGGAAUCCUGCAUAGAAUCGUCUGAAUACCAAUUUAGUCAUUUCAAUCAAUGGCAUUCGCCGGAGGUACCCGGUGUAUGCCCAUGGGUGUUCGGACAUUAAGCGAGUGUUUUGAAAUUGCCACUUUUCUCCCUGGACGUUCAGGCAGCACAGAGAGAUGUACAGACCGGAUAAGGUGCUCCAUCAGGCACUUGUCUUCGUGUGGAAUCCUAAUGACUAGGACUCCAAGAAUGCUCUGCUUCCAAGAAGUGGAACUAACUCCCACUCAUCACAGGAGGAGCUUCAUUAGUCUCAGUAAUAAAAGGAAAGAAUAUUCAGAGAGGAGGAUAAUGGGAUAUUCAAUGCAUGAGAUGUAUGAUGUCGUAGCCAAUGUGGAUGACUACAAAUACUUUGUGCCGUGGUGCAAAAAGUCCCAAACCAUCAUGAGAAGGUCUGGUCAUGCCAAAGCUGAGCUUGAGGUGGGCUUCCCCCCUGUAAUUGAGCGAUACACAUCUAUGAUCAGCCAUGUCCGCCCUCACCUCGUCAAAGCAGUUUGUACUGAUGGCAAACUCUUUAAUCACCUGGAAACAAUAUGGCGUUUCAGUCCUGGUAUUCCUGGUUACCCCCGUACUUGCACAGUAGAUUUCUCUAUAUCGUUUGAGUUCCGCUCGCUGCUCCACUCCCAGCUGGCAACAGUGUUUUUUGACGAGGUAGUAAAGCAGAUGGUAGCAGCGUUUGAGCACAGAGCGAACAAACUCUAUGGACCUGAGACGCGUAUCCCACGUGAGCUCAUGUUUCAUGAGGUCAGUCAGAUGUGACACAGAUGUGUCUUGAUGCAUCAUACCUUGAACUCUCAAUAGAAUUUCAAAACCAUCCUCUACAUCUCCAAACAUUUAUCACAGUCAUGUAUUUAAGGUACCUAAAAAGGUAACUAUUCACUGCACUAUGAUGGAACAGCACAUCCCACUACCUCACAGAGUGCUUCCACUCUGCAACUCUUCUUUCUGUUUUCUUGAAGCACAGUUUUGAAUUCCUUCUCUAGACCAUUGCACACUCACCGCUUGACACAGAAAAGAAUGAACUGUGCUGAAAGGCAACUUAUGAUGGGUAUGAUAUCUGAAUGUUAGCAUUUGGAAAACUGUACACAGCUACUGCAAAAUGAAUGAGAAGCAUGAUGUCUCUAUUGUGUCUUCUGAGUUUCUGUUUUAGAUUCUUUUUGUGACCUUUUUUUUGCUUUGUUUUUGCAUGAGAUGAUUUCAUGUGCAGUUUUUAAAUUGCCUUUAUGUUGGUUUAAUUUAGCCCCAGAGUGAUGAAAUAUUUAGAGAUCUGCUGUUUGCUACCAAAUUAAUCGUAAUGGCUUACUGAAAAAAACAUUACAUAAGUCUAUCUAAUCUUAGUCAGCCUGCAAUAGGGUAUUUAUAAUGAAAACACAAAAAAAAAGUUUUUGAUUCAAAAAAAAGUUUGAUUCAUUGGCCGUAUAGUAAUACACUUGUAUUUGGGCUUAUUUAGUAUUAGCAUUCUACUUUAUAUUGUAUUGAAUUAUAUGCAUAAAUCAAAAUAACUGUGCUUAAUGAGGGUCAAGAUGAGCCUGUGGUCAAAUUUUGAUUGCAACUAAUUGUAAUCACAAGGCUGACUGUGUGUGCAUGUGCAUGUAGGUACUAUUUCUGUGUGCUACAUUUAGGCUUUCCAAUAAUUAGCAAUUACCCUACAAUUUUUUUUUUUGCAGUAAAAAAUGUACAGUGAUACUAAAUCUUGUGUUUGGCAUACUGGAUAAAACUUGCUUUUUGUGUGUGUUUACAUAUCACAGUGAUCAGUCAGUAUUUUCACCUGUGCAGUAUUAAUAUUAUACUGAACACUAAAUGCAGACACUUUAAAGCUGAACUAAUGAACAACUAAUGCUUCACUGUGCUUUCAAAUUAAUAGCAAUUUUAGUUAUCUGUGACCAUUAAACUUACUGUAUGCUUUUUAUCCAUCAUAUUAGGUACAUAUAUAAAGGCUUUAUCUGAAGAAAUAUUUGUUGUAGCCAUGUCUAGCUAUAUACAGUACAGCUGCAGUGAUGAAUCACUGUGGAGUUGAAUACAUUGAAUGAAGUGCACAAGAAAAGCUUGAAUGUAAGAAAAGAAAACUUGAAAGCAGCUGGCAUCACAUCUACACUGUUAGGUAAACUAGUUUCAUGUCCUGAUUAUUUGACAUUUCAUGACUAAGUUACUGAAUUCUAUUUGCCUAUAAAAUACUUCCAAACAACCAACAUUGUUUGUUCUUUGGCUGUUUUAAUAAUAUAACUAUUGUGCUCUGUGACAUGGACAGUGCUUUGAAAAAUGCAGUGCGAUGCCUUAUUUCCUGUUUUUGCACAUUUGUCACAGUCAUGUCAGAUCUAGUGUAUACUGUAAUAUAAAACAAGGAAAUGUGAUUAAACAGUUUCAAAAUAAAACAUUUGUUAUUGAAGGAAAA